Molecule: messenger RNA, 943 nt
Organism: Malus domestica (apple)
Lineage: Eukaryota; Viridiplantae; Streptophyta; Magnoliopsida; Rosales; Rosaceae
Product: NDR1/HIN1-like protein 12
Biological process (GO): defense response to other organism
Cellular component (GO): plasmodesma; plasma membrane
Source: RefSeq, a predicted model, not a curated record
CAAAAAGUGAAGGGGAAAGAAAGGGAGAGUAUUGUUUGCUUUACAGAGAACUAUUCUUGGUCUUUAUCUCUUUCUAUAAAUCAAUCAAAAUCUCACACACCCAUGUCAAAAGAAUACACUAAGGAAGAAACCCCCGGCCACCACCUCCCUAAAAUGACCAAGGACAAACCCAGCGGCCCCUACAGAGCCUUGUGCACCUGCCUCUCCAUCUUCCUCCUCCUCGUUGGCGUCACGGCCCUCACCCUCUGGCUCGUCUACCGCCCCCACAAACCCCAGUUCACCAUCGUCGGUGCUGCCGUCUACAGCCUCAACGUCACCUCCCCUCCCUUGAUCUCCACCGCCAUGCAGUUCACCCUCGUCACCAGAAACCCCAACCGCCGCGUCUCCAUCUACUACGACCGCCUCUCUGCCUUCGUCGCCUAUAAGAACCAGGCGAUCACACCGCAGGUGGCACUGCCACCGCUGGUGCACGAGCAUCGAAGCACGGUGGCUGUGUCGCCGGUUCUGGGUGGUGGGGAUGUGCCGGUGGCGGUGGAGGUGGUGAAUGGGCUGAUGAUGGACCAGGUGUACGGGGUGGUGGGGCUAAGGGUGGUGGUGACGGGGAGGCUCAGGUGGAAGGCCGGCGCAAUAAGGACGGGGCACUACGGGAUUUAUGUGAAAUGUGAUGUUUUGGUUGGAUUGAAGAGAGGUUUUGUAGGUCAAGUUCCCUUGCUUGGUAAUCCUGCAUGUAAGGUUGAUAUAUGAGCAUCAUAAUAAAAAUUAGAUUUCAAUUAGGUCUGCCGACUUUUUUCCUUCAGUAUUUUGUGCAGUUUUUCUUUGGUUAAUUUUGUCUAGUUUUUCCUUAUUCAUUUAAUCUGUAAUACUAGUCAUCGAUGGUGGAUCAACUUAAGGAAGUUAAUUGUAACCAUUUGAGCUUAUAAAUGAACAAGGAUAUAAUAUGCUA